This is a messenger RNA of Myxocyprinus asiaticus (Chinese sucker), 1300 nucleotides long. RefSeq names its product zinc transporter 10-like. Gene Ontology annotation, biological process: intracellular zinc ion homeostasis; zinc ion transmembrane transport; detoxification of zinc ion. Gene Ontology annotation, cellular component: endoplasmic reticulum; Golgi apparatus. The coding region runs from base 575 to 1300 and encodes 241 amino acids. The transcript has 4 exons. NCBI's taxonomy places the organism in Eukaryota, Metazoa, Chordata, Actinopteri, Cypriniformes, Catostomidae. Gene Ontology annotation, molecular function: calcium channel inhibitor activity; zinc ion transmembrane transporter activity. The record is from RefSeq and is a predicted model, not a curated record.
UAAAGCCACUGAGGAGUUCAACAAGUGUCCAGAACUGACACAAACUGGCCCUAAUUAUACAUCAGAAGAUAAAGAAGUUAUCAUUGUUAAUGGAACAGAAUCAAAAUCAUUAAGAUGAAUCAGAACUGGAAUCAGAUCCGGAAUCCCUACCCAUAUCCCACUGGAGACUCCAAUCUUUACCAAUGAAAGAUUAAGUGGGAGGUUAUCCAAACCUUGAUCAGGUUAAGGGUCUGCUGCAUACUGGCUGUGCUACAGCAUAUGAUCUGGAAAAUCUUUAUCUGAUCAUUCUGCUGUAGAGGGAGCUCUUCAGGAUGAUGCAUUGAUGUUCUGCAACCCUGAAGCACCCAGUGUUCUGGAUUCAGAUCAAGGAUUUAUGCUCUGAGUUGCCAACACCCAACAUUACUAAACUAGUUAUUGAGUCCAGUCCAGUCCAGCUCAAAACUCCACUUCCUGUUUCUGUGAAAGUUCUCAGGAAGUUUUUCAACCUACAAACCAAUGUCCAGAGGAAUCAUUGCUCUCUACCUUCAUAGAUCCCACUGUGCCUCUACAUGAGAGAUCCAGCUUUAAGAGACUGAUGACUAAAUACAUCAGACACCUUAUCAGUGUGACAAAGGAGCUUCUGGGUUCAACCCUCAUUUUGAUUCAUUGUCUUGUUCUCCUGCUCUUCGAACCACAUUGCCAUUGUCCUCACUCACACUGUCACCUCCUGGUCUACUUGGGUGCAAUUUCAUCCAUAGUUGUUUUGUUAGUUCUGAUGGCUACAGCCCUGCCCAAGCUCUAUUGCUAUGGAUUGCUGGUUCUCCAGGGAACCCCACUGCAUCUUUGUGUCAAUCAGGUGAGACUUUCUCUCUUUCAUGUACAAGGUGUGUUGUCGGUCCAUGAGCUACACGUGUGGCAGCUCUCAGAUGCAUGUAUGGUGGCAUCCGUGCAUGGCCACUGCCAAGAAGGGCUGAAAAUGGCAGAGUGCUCAGAUCUAAUGGUGAAGCUCACAGGGGUGCUGAGCAAUUUUGGCAUAAACCACUGCACCGUGCAGCACGAGUUCCUCGCCUCGGACAGAAGUGAUGCUGUGACCAGUGAACAGGUACCUGUGAAGCCAGUUUGCAGCUUGCACUGUGGGCAGGAGUGUGUUGAGAAGCUCUGCUGCUCUCCUCAGGUGGACAAAUCCUGCAUUCUCCAAGAGGAUGGUUCCACCUCUUCCAAAAAGGAAAGUUCAGACUGUCCCCAAGAGGAAAUCUCGUCUCCGGCGUCCUCUAGUGUUGGCAAGAUUAGAGAUGUGGUUAUUGAGAACACAUACCUAUGA